Messenger RNA from Pararge aegeria (speckled wood butterfly), 2596 nucleotides. Its product is annotated as retinol dehydrogenase 13-like. The record is from RefSeq and is a predicted model, not a curated record. Bases 213 to 1289 code for a protein of 358 amino acids. NCBI's taxonomy places the organism in Eukaryota, Metazoa, Arthropoda, Insecta, Lepidoptera, Nymphalidae. The transcript has 8 exons.
GCCACAUUCUCGCUGUCUCCGAUUCAGCAAGUAUGUAAAUGUCAUUUUUAUACCGAAUUUACAAGAUUUAUUUUGCGUUAACGGCCGUGCGCAUUGUUUUUUAUAGCCGUUGAAGUGAUAAAAUCUGUUUUUUCUUUACAAAAUCCACAAUGGUCGUAUCUGGCGGUCGCGAUUAUAACCUCGUUCGUAUCACGUAACAUCCAGAGGCUCCGAUGGUCAGGAAAACGAUGGUGCUGAGCACGGAGUGGGCGCAGGUGGAAGUGGUCGAGCUUACGAACGACGAUACAAUGUGGGUGCCCAACUUGCCGGUCACCAUCCUCACGGGGCUAACGGCGGGCGCUGGAGCGUUGUGUCUUAUUAAGGACAUGAACGGUGGAAUAGCGUUCGAUAACAGCGUGUCAGCGGAAGGCAAGACUGUGAUCGUGACGGGUGCUACCAGCGGCAUCGGAAAAGAGGCGGCUUGGGAGUUUGCCCAACGAGGGGCUAAGGUAUUCAUGGCAUGUCGCGACAUGACGAAAUGCGAAGAGGCGCGGCGUGAAAUAGUUCUGGGCACAAACAAUAAGUACGUGUAUUGCAGACCUUGCGACCUCGCUAGCGCCGCCUCAAUACAAGAAUUCGUCGCUAGAUUUAAAUCCGAGGAGCCCAAAGUGAACAUUCUAGUAAACAACGCAGGCGUGAUGGAAUCGCCCCAAGGCGUCACACGGGAAGGCUUCGAGACGCAACUGGGCACCAACCACUUCGGGCAUUUCCUACUUACACAUCUACUUUUAGACACACUCAAGGAAUCAACCCCUAGUCGGGUGGUGAUAGUGUCAUGCAGCGCGCACCAGAAGGGCCAGAUACACAAGGAAGACCUGAACAUGAGCCAGAAAUAUGACGCCAUGGCUGCGUACAACCAGAGCAAGCUGGCGAAUAUUCUCUUCGCAAGGGAACUUGGCAGAAGGAUGCUAGAUUAUGACGUGGCGGUGACGGCCGUGGACCCGGGCUUCACAGACACCAACCUAACGCGUAACCUUGCCAUGAUGAAAAGCAUCACACGGUUCUUCGUGUACCCCAUCUUCUGGCCCGUCAUGAAGAAGGCCCGUACUGGCGCUCAAACUGUAGUACACGCGGGCUUGGAUCCUGAUCUUCAGAAGAGCAAGGGAGAUUACUUCGUUGACAUGAAGAAAACACCUCCAUCGGAGUUGGCGCAAGACUAUGAGUUGGCGCAGUGGCUGUGGCGGGUGAGCGACAAGUGGACUAAGGUGGACGAGCAUAAGGCAGCAGUGGCCAAAGCAUUGGCCGCUUGAUUUGGCUAACAGUGUUAGCUGGGUUAUUUGGAACCUAUAAAACGGCGUGGAAAACAGUCCAACAAGAUAUCGAAUGUUUGAAGAGAAAAAAACGUUAAGUGUUCAGUAUUUUGGGCCUUUAGUAGUGGAAAUUAUCAAGUUCAUACCUGUUAUAUGUUCAUCAACAUUCUACAAGCCUGUAGUAAUAAUUGCUGAACAUUUCCGCGAGCCCCCAUCCACCUUGUCAAGGUCAUCUAUCCAGUGAGCUAUGUCGGUGAUUUGAAUUCCACGGAUGUCUCCCGUAAGAAUUUCGUCCCUUAUGUAUUAAUCGGUAUGGGAAACUGUGCUUAGCUUAGUCAAAGUAGUGUAGGAGUUAUAGUUUCGACUAACGAUAAGCAAUUACUAUUUGUCUGGGCGCUAACUCUCAUCAAAUUUGCUCCAUAGCGCGUUGAGUAUAACAUAUUUUGUGGACGAAGAUGAACAAUUAUUUAGCAUGGAGUUAUCAAGUUUCAAUAACAUCUUAUUAUUAUAUCAAAUAUCACAUUUGAUUUCUGAAAACUUACACUUGGGAUACAGUAAUAAACUCUUAGACAUGAUAUCCGAAAUACCACAGAUAAAUACGUCAAGAGUCAAAAUGAACCGAGCUUUUCUGUAACACUUUUGUGUGGAAGUGUGCAUCAGACACCAGUUCUGGAGAAAGAGUAUUGAAAUAGCUUGCUCCAUGCUCUUCUAGGCAACCAAUAACUUAAAAGGGAGACAGCUAUCCUUACGUAUAUUAUACACAUAGCUAGGUACAUUAGUAUUCGCCAAAGAUACAGAUGACGCCAUCAACAAAAAAGUACAAAUCACAGAAUUAAGAACAUACAGAAUCCGUGUACACGACUAAUUUUGCAGCAUCAAUAACCACUCCACAUUAGUGGUGUUUUUCGAACAUUUCAUUAAUUUAUUCAUCAUUUUAGCUCUUAUGUUAUAACUGUUUACCAUAAAAUGGGGAACACGGGAAAAGAUUUUCAAAUAUCAGCAUUUCGCGGUUGUGAAAUGAGACGUGCUCGCGGCUUCUUCUUUGUUUUUAGACACAAUGCACUGCAUGGAAUAAUGUCUGAUUGAGGAUUCUGUAUGUUCUUAAUUCUAUGGUACAAAUACUUUGGUACCUAAAACUCAAAAUUAUUUAGUGGAGAUUUUUAAUGCUUGACGUGACUUAAUACAUUAGUGUGAUUGACGAUAGUUUAGAACAAGGCUGUUAGUUGAACAUUGUAAACUAGUGAUUCGCAUUUAUUUUUUCUAAAUGUGUAGAUUUUAGUAUUAAUAAAUAGGAGUAUUUAUCUUUA